AUGGCUUUACUCGAUUUGAUCUCAUCUAUAACUCACACCAACCUCGCUGGUGUCGCUUCUUCCUCUUCGAAACCUCCUGCAUCCGAACAACAACCUCAAUCGGAAACUACCACUGAACCUCAAACCGAACCUGAAACCUCAACGGUCGUCACUGAACAACCUAAACCUGAAACCACACCUCAACCCGAAUCUGAAUCUACUCCUACCGAAACUCAACCUGAACCUCCUGUGGUGGUCAUCGAAUCGGAACCCGUUCCAACAAUUGGAUCUGAACCUCAUUCUGAAACCGAAACGGAACCUUUGGUUGAGAACGAGCAGGUCCCUGCUGUCGCUGAGACCCCGGCCGCUGAGACAGUCCCUACCCCAGAGGAAGUCAAGGAGACUCUCAACGCUGAUGUUCCUCCGGUUGAAGAAGUUGCUGCUACUUCUGUCGUUGAACCCCUCAAAGAUGACGUCAACAAGCAACCAACCGUAACUCACGCUGAAGCCGGUACCUCCCACACGGAAGCUGACGCUGCUACCAAAGUCGACGGUACUCAAGCUGAUAAACCAGCCGAGACCGCCGAGACCGCUGCUACCCCCGAGGAGGCUGCUCAACCAGCUGAAACCAAGGAAGAGAAGAAAGAGGAAAAAAAAUCCGCUGCCAAGGAAAAGGUUGAGAAGACCAAAGCUGAAGGUAAAGGUUUCUUCGCCAAACUAUUUGGUAACAAGGAGAAAUCUCCCAAGAAGGAGAAGAAGAAGACCCCUAAGACUGAGAAAGCCGACCCAAUUGUCGAAGCUGCUCCUGCUGCUGAAGCUUCUGCCCCUGUCGCUGAGUCAUCCGAGACCGCCGCUGCUGCUCCUGCUGUCGAGCUCACUCCCGCUCCUGCUGCCACCGAGGCUCCUGCUCCUGUAGCUGAAGCCGCUCCAAUCGCCGCCGAGCCAGUUGCUGAGGCUCCUAAAGAAACUGAGGCUCCUGUUGCCGCCGCCACCGAAACUCCUGCUGCUGCCACCGAGGAAGCUCCCAAAGAGACCAAAGAAGAGGCCCCCAAACCCAACCUCAAAGCUCACCGACGUCUUUCCGCCCGAAUCGGUGACAUCUUCAAGAUCAAGAAGACUCACGGUCCUCCUUCUCCCAAAGAAGAGACUCCUAAAGAAGAUACCGCCAAGCCUGCUGAGGGUGAGACCGCUGCUGCUGCCCCUGUUUCCGAAGAGGCUCCCCAACUCGAGAAGCCAGUCUCCACUGAGCCUUUAAAGCUUGAAGAGGAGCCUAAACCAAGUGGAACGACACCUACAGCUCCUGUCGUUUCUGCAGCCGCUUAG
Kwoniella botswanensis is the source of this 1302-nucleotide messenger RNA. RefSeq lists its product as uncharacterized. The coding region runs from base 1 to 1302 and encodes 433 amino acids. NCBI's taxonomy places the organism in Eukaryota, Fungi, Basidiomycota, Tremellomycetes, Tremellales, Cryptococcaceae. The record is from RefSeq and is a predicted model, not a curated record. The transcript is spliced from 7 exons.